Hemicordylus capensis (graceful crag lizard) is the source of this 1345-nucleotide messenger RNA. It is a transcript of the gene MRPS18B, whose product is annotated as mitochondrial ribosomal protein S18B. The record is from RefSeq and is a predicted model, not a curated record. Lineage: Eukaryota; Metazoa; Chordata; Lepidosauria; Squamata; Cordylidae. Gene Ontology annotation, biological process: mitochondrial translation. The transcript has 7 exons. Gene Ontology annotation, molecular function: structural constituent of ribosome. The coding region runs from base 470 to 1186 and encodes 238 amino acids. Gene Ontology annotation, cellular component: ribosome; mitochondrion.
GCACGCGCGUGGCCUCCGCCCUAGUUUUGCUAUUGGGGGCAGGGAUUGAGAUUGCGAAACGGAUUCCCAACGUGAGCAUGCGCGAAGUUUGUAAAUUGGCAGACUCUCACCACAAUAGUGAUCUCUCUGCACAUGCGCAGUAAAGAACACCUCCUUUUGUCCUCAUCGGCACAGCUUGUGGCGCAGUUUUUAUAAUGUGUAUGGCUGUGCGGCUGUGCGAAGGUCAGCCGCACAACUUAAAAAAAACAACCACACACACACGAGCUUAUUAAAAUAUAUUUCGAUGGUUCACUUAUACUUGUUUUUCGUGUAAUUAAUUGCAUGAUGUUUAUAAUGCGUAACAAGAACCUAUAACCUGAGAAAUAUUAUUUUAAUAUGUAAACGGAGAAGUAUAAGCCUUUCUUUCAAGGUGACCUUAAGCUCUGAUAAGUAUGGCGCAUGCGUAAAGUAAUUCGUAUUUUGAGAUAAGAUGGCGGCGUCCUGUUCCAUGCUGGUGAGUCGUUCGGUGGUGCGUAAGAUCUAUAGGAGGCCUUUCUGGGUCCAGAAUGCACCCAGUGCUUUCCUGUUGCAGCAUGUGCAAUUGCCCUUUCGUAUUUUUAGCCAAGCUGGAUCCACAAAGCCAGAUGCUUUUACAUCUCCAUUUAAAGAGAAGCCGUGGGAGUACUUGGAGAGUGAAGAAUACAUAGAAAGAUAUGCCAACAACCCAGUCUGGUUUGGCUACAGGCGCAAUCACAAGGGUCAGAUUCCACCACAAAAGACUCGGAAGACUUGUAUUAGAAAAAAGCAUGUGUGUGGGAAUCCCUGCCCCAUUUGUAGAGACCAAAACCUCUUUCUGGAUCACAGGAAUGUAAAGCUGCUGGAACAGUUCAUCUGCCCCCACACUGGCAUUAUCUACCACCCAACACACACAGGUGUCUGUAUAAAGAAGUACAAGCAACUGAUGCAAGCCAUUCAGAAGGCUCAAGAAAACGGCCUCCUAUUCUUCCACAUCCCCUUCACUAAUUUCCAGGCUGAAGAUUGCAAGAACCAGCAUGCAGCUGUCACCAAAACUCCUCUGUCUCCAGCUCUGCAGAGCAAGACAGCCUGGUACGACUGGUAUGACUGGCAGCAGCCCCCCGAAAAGGAAAUUAAACGAAUCAGGAGGAUUUACAAGGACUACCUGAAGGAGGAAAGCAGCCCUUCUUGAGUCUGGCAGGUGCCAGUGGACAGAAACAAACAUUCUCUGCUGAUUGUGGUAUUGAUCUUUGAAGAUCCUCUAUAGGGCAGCUCUGCCGUGACCAUGACUGCCACCUUUUUUCUAAUCCCACCUGUGUUUCUAGUGUCAAUAAAAUCAAAGGCCCUGUCA